This is a messenger RNA of Panicum hallii, 1561 nucleotides long. Its product is annotated as tRNA-dihydrouridine(20/20a) synthase-like. Lineage: Eukaryota; Viridiplantae; Streptophyta; Magnoliopsida; Poales; Poaceae. The transcript has 12 exons. The record is from RefSeq and is a predicted model, not a curated record. Gene Ontology annotation, molecular function: flavin adenine dinucleotide binding; tRNA dihydrouridine synthase activity. The coding region runs from base 59 to 1339 and encodes 426 amino acids. Gene Ontology annotation, biological process: tRNA dihydrouridine synthesis.
AUCCCCAGCAGAGGUGGCGGCCGCCGCACUCGGAAGCCGCGGGGUGCUCGGGACGGCCAUGGCGAUGCGGUGCGCCGCGAAGCACGCCCUGGUCACACCAUCGCUGCCCGGCGCCUUACUCCAGGGCCGGUUCUCGCCGCGCACCCCCGGGGCGGGGCCGUGCCGAGCGGCGAGCUACGCCUCCUCGCCGGCAGCGGGGAAGCAUCUCCCUCCAUUGUUCAGCGUCGCACCGAUGAUGGACUGGACGGACAACCACUACCGGACGCUUGCGCGGCUCAUUUCGCGGCACGCGUGGCUCUACACGGAGAUGGUCGUCGCCGAGACUAUUGUGCACCAGAAGGAUAACUUGGAUAGGUUUCUAGCAUUUCCUGAGGACCAACAUCCUAUUGUGCUGCAAAUCGGUGGAAGUAAUCUGGAAAAUCUGGCAAAGGCAACUGAACUGGCAAAUGCUUAUUCAUACGAUGAGAUCAACCUAAACUGUGGCUGCCCCAGCGGCAAAGUUGCUGGUCAUGGUUGCUUUGGUGCUCGACUAAUGUUUGAUCCAGAGUUUGUAGGGGAUGCUAUGUCAGCUAUUGCAACCAACUGUGAUGUCCCUGUAAGCGUUAAGUGCAGAAUUGGUGUUGAUGAUCGUGACUCUUAUGAAGAACUAUGUGAGUUUGUAGAUAAAGUUGUGUCAAAAUCACCAACUAGGCAUUUCAUCAUUCAUGCUCGGAAGGCAUUGCUUAAUGGCCUCAGUCCUGCAGAAAAUCGGAAAGUUCCUUCAUUGAAAUAUGAGUACUAUUUUGCUUUGCUACGGGACUUCCCACAAGUAAAGUUUACUCUAAAUGGAGGUAUAACUACCAUUGAUCAAGUUAGUUCAUCCAUAAGACAUGGUGCAAAUGGAGUUAUGGUUGGCCGGGCUGCUUAUAAUAAUCCAUGGAACAUGCUAGGGCAUGUGGAUGGGGCAAUCUAUGGCAAGCCAACAAGAUGCAUUUCUCGUCGCCAGAUCCUCGAGAGCUACCAGGUUUAUGGUGAUUCAAUAAUUGGACAAUAUGGCCCCAGCAGGCCAAACGUGAGACAACUUGUCAAGCCUUUGUUACACUUGUUCCACUCAGAACCUGGCAACAGCCUUUGGAAACGCAAAGCUGACUCUGCAUUGCGCUAUUGCAAGACAGUCAAAUCAUUCUUGGAGGAGACUCUUGACGCAAUACCGGACUCUAUUCUUGACAAGCCAGUAACCAGGGAACAAUCUAUAGAGGAAAGAUAUUUUGCUGAUGUUGAUUCUCUGUUGCCACCAAGGUAUACUGCACUGACCAACUGUUGCUACGGAAGUGCAGAACUUGUAACUGCAUCCACUUGAGCAACUGGAGGUUUGAGGGAAGAAGAUGGGCAAGCUAGAAACAUGCAAGCCUGCAAAAUUGUUGUUAACACAGAUACCUCGUAGUUGUAGCUAUACCAUCAGUUUGUAACUGUAACCACUUCAGCUACAAAAUAUAUUUAAAUUGACUAAAGUUGCAACGCCAAUUGUCAAUGUAUGCCAGCUAAAAGACGACAAAAUGAAAUUUGUAGUGCAUGUGCGCCA